Molecule: messenger RNA, 1626 nt
Organism: Rhodofomes roseus
Lineage: Eukaryota; Fungi; Basidiomycota; Agaricomycetes; Polyporales; Fomitopsidaceae
Product: APC amino acid permease
Exons: 10
Coding region: 1-1626 (541 amino acids)
Biological process (GO): transmembrane transport; amino acid transport
Cellular component (GO): membrane
Molecular function (GO): transmembrane transporter activity
Source: RefSeq, a predicted model, not a curated record
AUGACGGUUGACAUCGAGAAAACGCAUCCAAACGGUGCAUCCGCACGGCCAAAUAUCGCAGCGGCGGACGAGGCGCUCCUUGCAAGUCUCGGGUACAAGCAGGAGUUCAAACGAGAGUUCACUGGGCUUGAGACCUUUGGCAUCGCGUUCAGCAUCAUCGGAUUGCUUCCGUCAAUAGCGUCUGUGCUCUCUGACUCGUUACCAAGCGGAGGGGCAGCGGCGAUGGUCUGGGGCUGGCUCGUCGCGAGCAUCUUCAUCCUUCUCGUCGGGAUGUCCAUGGCGGAGCUGGCUAGCGCGGCGCCUACGUCUGGCGGGCUCUACUUCUGGACGCACUCCCUGUCCUCGCCGCGCUGGCGGAAUCUGCUCGCGUGGAUCGUGGGAUACGCGAACACGAUUGGGUCCAUUGCGUCGAUCGCGUCAAUCGACUGGGGGUGCGCAGUGCAGGUCAUGGCUGCUGUAUCCAUCGGGUCGCCCAACCAGAGCUUCUCCGCGACUGCGGGUCAAGUCUUUGGGGUCUACGCGGCGAUCGUGAUUUCGCACGCCGUGAUUUGCUGUCUGGGCACGAAGGUCCUCGCGCGGCUUCAGACGGUCUACGUCGUUCUCAACGUCUUACUUUGUUUGGCGGUGAUCAUUGCGCUGCCUGCUGCUACGCCGAAGGAGUACCGGAACAGUGCGGCGUAUGCGUUCGGGAAUUUCACUAAUUUGAACGGGUGGACGAACGGCUACGCGUUCAUACUGUCAUUCCUUGCGCCGCUCUGGACGAUCUGUUCAUUCGACUCCAGCGUACACAUUAGUGAAGAGGCAAGUAACGCAGCGACAACUGUGCCCUGGGCGAUUGUGUACGCCAUUGGGAUCGCGGGUGUCCUUGGAUGGGCGAUCAAUGUCGCGCUAGCGUUUUGCAUGGGCACUGAUCUCGAUGGUAUUAUGUCCUCCCCAGUAGGGCAGCCCAUGGCGCAGAUCUUCUUCAAUGCCUUUGGAAAGAACGGGACACUUGCGCUCUGGGCGUUUGUCGUGCUCGUGCAAUACAUGAUGGGCUCAUCUAUGGUACUUGCUGCAUCCCGCCAGUCCUUCGCCUUCUCGCGCGACGGCGCGCUGCCUUUCUCGUCAUGGCUCUACCGCAUGAACUCCUUUACCGGUACACCCGUCAAUACCGUCUACUUCACAUGUGCCUUCUCGCUGCUGCUCGGCCUUCUCGCCUUCGCGGGCGAUGCCGCCAUCAACGCGAUCUUCUCACUGUCAGUCGUCGCGCUCUAUGUUGCGUACGCGAUCCCGAUCGCCGCGCGGUUCCUGGGCGACAAUGACUUCCAGCCGGGCCCGUUUAGCUUGGGAAGAUGGAGUGCACCCGUGGCGGCGGUGGCGAUCGCGUGGAUGGCGUUUAUGGGCAUCGUGUUUUUGUUCCCGACGACGCCGCAGACAGAUGUGGCGGAUAUGAACUACGCUGUCGUCGUGCUUGGGGGAGUGCUUAUCCUGUCGCUCGUGUGGUACUACUUCCCGGUGUACGGCGGCGUGCACUGGUUCACGGGCCCUGUGUCGACGAUCGAGCGGACAGCGGCGAACUCGCCGAGGCAGAGCCAGGAUACGUUGGAGAAGAAGGGUGGGGCGUCUGUUGCGGAGCAGAGUGCUUGA